Eriocheir sinensis (Chinese mitten crab) is the source of this 2070-nucleotide messenger RNA. RefSeq names its product homeotic protein empty spiracles-like. The transcript is spliced from 2 exons. The record is from RefSeq and is a predicted model, not a curated record. Gene Ontology annotation, molecular function: DNA binding. Gene Ontology annotation, biological process: central nervous system development; brain development; neuron differentiation. NCBI's taxonomy places the organism in Eukaryota, Metazoa, Arthropoda, Malacostraca, Decapoda, Varunidae. The coding region runs from base 577 to 1317 and encodes 246 amino acids.
AGUCGGGGUUCUGAUCGGCUUCCUUGUUAUUCUCUUGCUUCUGCCAUUGAGUUUCCUGCGGCUUUUUACAGUGAAACUUGUUUCCAUCAGUCUGGAAUUCACACAAAUACAAAUAACCGCAGUUUAAUUAAGCUUCUUUACUAAAUUGUAAAAAUCCCUCGGCGAUAACAGUAUCUAUUAAUGGUGGAGGAGGAGCCGCUCUUGAGUUAACAGCGCGGCGGCCAAUCAGCGCGGAGAUUUGCACCUGCCUCGCCACGCGGCGGCCAAUCACGGCGGGCCCCGCGGCAUGGCGAUCCAGGCGGUAAGCUCCAUGUGUUGAUCAUGUAGUCAACAUCGUGUAAGUGUCAACAUUACUAUCUAGGCUUCCUGUCCGCCUUUCCUACGUGUUGAUGGGAGCUUCGGGGACGUGCCAGCCCGUGUGAGCAAACCCGACGGAGUGUUCGUGCGACGCCUCGUCCCGCUGAGCCCCAGACGAGUGUGUGAGGAGAGAAUGCGGUGAGCGAAGCGAGAGCGAGUAGCUGGGCAGCGGCGCUACACUGCUGCUGCGGCUCCCGUGUGGCGGCGGACGGCGGGGUCAUGAUUCCCACACCCUCCACCGUCAUCCACACGCCCUCCCGCCCCAAGCUGGGCUUCUCCAUUGACAGUAUCGUUGGUCGUGGUGGAGUAGGCUCCCGGGGGUCGCCGCCCCCCUCCCCCGGGUCCCCCCGAGGGAGCCCCAGGCCCAGGAGUCCCCUGGGGUCCUUCAGCGACGUGCACAAGCCACAAGUUCGUAUCCCUGAACCCAUCCACCCGCUGGUGGCCACGUCGGUGCCCACGUCCCUGGCCCACCAUGUGACCGCGCCCGCCCUCCACUCCCUGCCGGGGCUGCACAUGCCCCAGGCGCUGCACUUGGCCACGCUGCUGCCCCACGGAGGAGCCCCGGGGCUGCCAGCGGCCAUCCCGCCUAUGUUGCUGGGCCAGAUGCCACACCUGGGCACCCCCCUACCCCCCGCGCCCGGCCCCAGGGAGUUCCCGCUGUACCCGUGGCUGCUGUCCCGACACUCGCGGCUCUUCGGUCACAGGUUUCCAGGUCCAGACUUCCCGUCCUUCCUGCUGCCCUUCCGCAAGCCCAAGCGGAUCCGCACGGCGUUCAGCCCGAGUCAGCUGCUGAAGCUGGAGCAAGCCUUCGAGAAGAACCAGUACGUGGUGGGCGCCGAGAGGAAGCAGCUCGCGCAGUCCCUCAACCUCUCCGAGACGCAGGUGAGUCACACCUGCCUUGACGCAGUGAAGGGGAGGUUUAGUCAGUUCAACAAAGUUCCGUCGCUUCAUGACAGGUGAAAGAUUUUUUUCUCAAGGUAACGGAGACUAUUUUCGUUAUACAUUCUUUAGAAAGCCAGGGGAGCGAUUCUUUAUAAGCUAACUCGCUACAUGGCGGCAAGCGUGUUUUUGUUGUUUCUUACGGUAAAGGAGACAGACUGAGGACCAAAUAAAAAAUAUAUAUAACAAUCGCAAGGAACUCUGUUCCUUCAAAAUGAACAGGGGAAAAGACAAAAAGUAGAUUAUCAAGCAAACAAGCAGCAACUCUCGAUCCUUUCCGUGGCGCCACACUAGAAAUAUCGUGACCGAGUGUUCAGGCGGCGAGCCUGGCAGCCCUGCGGAGGAGACACCGCCGUGCUGGCCUCUGCCCCGGAAUGGCCCUCAUUAACGAUGCAUGCGCUGCGUCAGGAACUGCCCUUUAAUUACAGUGCCUCCAAAUAUUAUAUUACAUGUUGAGGUCGUGAACCGUUGCUAAGCGAACUUGUUUAUUGCUCGUUAGCCAGCGUGAGGCUGAGACACAGUUUUGGAUCAGGAUGACGACUAUUAAUGAUCACGGGAAUAAUAAAUUAGUGCGACCCCUAAUUGGCGCCCCUCUGGACCCGCCGCUGUUGACAGACGCGCGGCCCAACCCACAGCCCUGGCAAGGCGGCUCUGUCCCCCCUUGUUGGCCUCAGCGCCUUUCAGCACAGCCUGUUCCGUGGGACUGUGGACUGCUGAUAACACUGUCUUGGCAAGGCGGCUUUGUCCCUCUUGGUAACUGCAGGACUCUCCGAA